Messenger RNA from Aedes aegypti (yellow fever mosquito), 1984 nucleotides. RefSeq names its product poly(A)-specific ribonuclease PARN. Gene Ontology annotation, cellular component: nucleus; cytoplasm. The record is from RefSeq and is a predicted model, not a curated record. Gene Ontology annotation, biological process: nuclear-transcribed mRNA poly(A) tail shortening. NCBI's taxonomy places the organism in Eukaryota, Metazoa, Arthropoda, Insecta, Diptera, Culicidae. The coding region runs from base 133 to 1881 and encodes 582 amino acids. Gene Ontology annotation, molecular function: poly(A)-specific ribonuclease activity; metal ion binding; RNA binding. The transcript is spliced from 6 exons.
AAUCCGUCACCGUCGUGGGAGGUGCGGUGAAAGCAAAAUUUAUAAACAAAAGUGUACUCGAAGGCGCGGAUCCUAUUUUGGCUUGUGAUUAUCAAUAAUCUUUUAGAAAAGUGCAAUUGGACAAAAUUUUCAAUGGAAAUUACAACCAAAAAUUUCAUUGAGCAGCUGCCGACGAUUCGCCAAACCAUCAGGGAGGCUAGCUUCUUCGCCAUCGAUGGGGAAUUCACCGGGCUGACCUCGGAUCGAAAUGUGCUUCCCUUCGAUACACCGGAGGAGGUGUACCUGAAGACUAUCGAUAAUUCCGCCGAUUUCGUUAUCAUUCAGCUGGGGCUGUGCGCUUUCCGAGUAGAUCCCGAGAGCGGACAGGUCAGUUACAAGUGCUUCAACUUCUACUGCUAUCCGAAGGGAAGGAUGCACAUAUUUUCUUGCCAGGGAGAGAGUAUGCGCUUCCUGGCGGAAAACGGGUUCGAUUUUAACAAACUGUUUAGAGAGGGGUUGUCUUACUGUGGCGAGGCGGACGAGGAUCGACUGAGAACAGAACUCAAAGAACGGCAAGAUCAACGAGCCGCAGCGCUGGAAGCGAAAGAAGAGGAAAAUGGCAAUAACGAUUCGCUAAACAUGGUCCCUGUUCCCCCGGAGGAGGAAAAGCUGAUGAAAGAAAUCAGUGAGCGAAUCGAGGAAUUCCUCAAAUCGGAAGAUAAAGACUACACCAUAACCAACUGCAAUGGAUUCCAACGCAAGCUGGUGUAUCAAAUGAUUGAUUCACAGUUCAGGAAGACGGUUUCAACUUCUUCGGUGACCUUGGAGAACAAUCAUAAAGCUAUCCUGGUGGAACGCAAAAGAACGAAGGAACAAGAGUUGAAACUGGAAGAGGAACGGGUGGCUCAAGAAAAUGAGGAUCUGGAACGCAUGGUUGGCCUCUCGCUGGUUCUGCAGGAAUUGUCUCGGGCGAGAAAACUUAUCAUUGGACACAACAUGCUGUUGGAUCUGCUGUUUAUCAUACGGCAGUUCUUUCGGCCGCUACCGCACUGCUAUCAGGAGUUUAAGAAGAUCGUUCGUGAGUUGUUUCCUUUAAUCCUGGACACCAAGUACCUGUGCACCAACGGGGAACUCAAAGUUCACGUCUACUCAUCGGUGUUGGGUCACGUGUUCGAAGCCGUCAAUAAGGCCCCCUUCAACAUUCCAGAGGUGACCUGCGGAUUUGAGGAACACAAGUACUCUCCGGAUGACAUGAAACAGCACGAUGCCGGUUACGACGCAUACUUAACUGGAUUGUGCUUCCUAGGGCUGGCCAGUUUCUUCAAAGUAGACCUGAAGGAUCUUACUCGCGAUCCAAUUCUCAAAGCAUAUAUCAAUAGAAUAUUUCUGUUACGAGUCUCUGAAAUAAACUACAUCUACACUCACGGGAAAGAGCCAUCCUUCUCGAGAGAGCAUGUGUUCUUCGUUUCCUUCCCGGAGACUUGGCGCCAGAGUGACAUCGUAAACCGUUUCCGCAACUACGGUCAAGUGUACGUGAAUUGGGUCAAUAGCAACUCGGCGUUCGUUACCCUGCACAAUCGCGACUACGCCAGUCAUGUGAUCAAAACUAUUGAUAAAGCCAGCAUCACCAUCUGUACUUUGACUCAAUUCAAAGCCAAGCAGCAAUUGGCUGGGGUUAAAAGGCGACACGAUAGUGAUAGUUCCGAUCGAGGACAUCAGCAUCACCACCACCACCAUCAUCACCAGCACAGCACCCACCACAAAGGGAAAGCAGAAAAAGAAGAAAAAUCGACAUCGGUAGUACCACCGCAGGUUUCCGCCGAAGAUGUGGCUUCGUUCGGCGCUGCCAGUCAACCUAAAAAGGCCAAAAAGGGACCAUUCGCCGAGGAUGACAACUGGUAAUCAAGCCAAGUAUGUAGGACAUUUUAUACUUUUUAUUUUGUCAGAGUAUUUUUCGACUGAUCAGAUUUUUCGAUCUUGACUAAUGAAUUCAGGAAAAAGCUUA